UUGUCUGUACGCCGCUACAUACAAAAGUGGAGUCCCCCCUUCGCUCACUCUCCCCCUCCUCCUCCCUCAUUCCACUCCCACACCUCACCCGCUCCAAACCAGAGGAAGAACGAGAGGAGCGGAACGAGGAGGAGGAGCAAACCAACCAGCAAGCUGCGCCUAAAUCAUUUGUAUCAGUACAUUGCAUACAAGGACCUCAAGGGAUCGAUCGAUGGCUCCGAGCUACGAGAUGGCAGCCUCCAUCUUGCUCUGCGCCGAGGACAGCAGCAGCAUCCUCGGCUUCGGCGAGGAGGAAGAGGCGGCGGCCGUGAAGGCAGCCAGUUGGUCGCCGUACUCCGGCGAUGUUUUCGCGGCGGAUCUCCCCUUGCCGUCCGAGGAAUGCGUGGCCCGUUGGGUGGAGACGGAGGCGGAGCACAUGCCCAGGGAGGACUACGCCCAGAGGCUGCGCGCUGGGGGCGUGGAUCUUCUUGUCCGGACGGAUGCCAUUGACUGGAUUUGGAAGGUCCACACGUACUACAGUUUCGGCCCUGUUACUGCCUGCUUGGCCCUCAACUACUUGGACCGCUUCCUCUCGCUCUACCAGCUUCCCGAAGGCAAGACUUGGAUGACGCAGCUGCUUGCAGUGGCGUGCUUGUCUGUAGCGGCCAAGAUGGAGGAAACUUCAGUGCCUCAAUCUCUUGACCUCCAGGUCGGGGACGCACAGUACGUGUUCGAAGCCAUGACGAUCCAGAGGAUGGAGCUCCUGGUCCUGAGCACGCUCAAAUGGCGGAUGCAGGCCGUCACCCCUUUCUCCUACAUCGACUACUUCCUCCACGAGCUCAACGGCGGCAAUGCGCCUUCGAGAAGCGCCGUUCGGCGGUCUGCGGAACUCAUCCUGCGCAUAUCCAGAGGAACGGACUGCUUAGAAUUCAGGCCAUCGGAGAUCGCCGCGGCGGCCGCCGCCACCGUGGCUGGGGAAGACUGCACUGUAGACAUCGACAUGGCUCGCUGCUGCACCUACGUAGACAAGGAGCGGGUGCUGCGCUGCCACGAAGCGAUUCAGGCCAUGGACCUGAUGCCGGUAGCACCUAAAACCGCAAGACGGGGCAGAGCCUCCUCCGUCUCGUCUGCCCCACGGAGCCCUACUGGGGUGUUGGACGCUGCCUGCCUUAGCUGCAGAAGUGAUGGUACAACCACUGCUGCAUCGUCGCCUGCAAGCUCUGCUUUCGACAGCUCCCCUGUUUGCAGCAAGAGGAGGAAGAUUAGCAGAUGAUUAGAACAAUAAUAGGUCAAAAAGUCUUAUCUUCUGUGCACACUGAUCAUCAUCGUCGCCCCCUGGAGAAAAAAAGUCAAAUGGUAUUGAUCGAUUGCGCUGGCUUUGGGAGCUUUUGAUGCCGUAUGAAAGAGCCUGAAAGGGCAACUGAUGGACCAAAAGCAGGGCAUUUUGGAUAUGACAACAGAGCAAAAGACAGUGGUGAAUAAAGAGGACCUGGCUCUAAAUUUCUACAAGUAGGCAGCCAUAAUGAUGUUCUCAAAGGAGCACACUAGGUUUUGUACGUACAAAGACAAAGCUGGCUUGGGUUGAGGUGAGGCGACCAAAAUAAAGUCUGGUGAGGUGACAGUGGCACAAGGCAAGAACCGAAGAACUAUGUCACUGACCUUGCUGUGUUUUAGCUGCUACUAGUUUGCAUAAUUCUGUAAUUUCCCCCUGAUUUCAUUUGUGAAGAAAAAUCCAAGAGAGAAAUAAGCAAUUUUGGCGUCAAA
Messenger RNA from Brachypodium distachyon (stiff brome), 1743 nucleotides. Its product is annotated as cyclin-D4-1. Gene Ontology annotation, cellular component: nucleus; cytoplasm; cyclin-dependent protein kinase holoenzyme complex. The transcript has 6 exons. Gene Ontology annotation, molecular function: cyclin-dependent protein serine/threonine kinase regulator activity. Lineage: Eukaryota; Viridiplantae; Streptophyta; Magnoliopsida; Poales; Poaceae. The record is from RefSeq and is a predicted model, not a curated record. Bases 212 to 1252 code for a protein of 346 amino acids. Gene Ontology annotation, biological process: mitotic cell cycle phase transition; regulation of cyclin-dependent protein serine/threonine kinase activity.